Molecule: messenger RNA, 857 nt
Organism: Neltuma alba
Lineage: Eukaryota; Viridiplantae; Streptophyta; Magnoliopsida; Fabales; Fabaceae
Product: expansin-A4-like
Exons: 3
Coding region: 1-780 (259 amino acids)
Biological process (GO): plant-type cell wall organization
Cellular component (GO): extracellular region
Source: RefSeq, a predicted model, not a curated record
AUGGCACACCACACAUUUUCCUUUUCUUCUUCUUCUGCAAUGAUGCUUCUCAUUGUUGUCUCCAUCAGCAUUCUCCUCCAAGACUUCACCGCCACCGGCUAUGGCAAUUGGCAGAGUGCUCACGCCACCUUCUACGGCGGUGGUGAUGCCACGGGCACAAUGGGAGGGGCAUGUGGGUAUGGGAAUUUGUACAGUCAGGGCUAUGGAACCAACACGGCAGCUCUAAGCACAGCUCUGUUCAACAAUGGCUUAAGUUGUGGGGCGUGUUAUGAGUUAACAUGUACCAGUGAUCCAAGAUGGUGCAAGCCUGGCUCCAUCAUUGUCACUGCCACAAACUUUUGCCCUCCAAACUUGGCUUUGCCCAACAACAACGGAGGUUGGUGCAACCCUCCACUUCAACACUUUGAUAUGGCCGAACCUGCCUUCCUCCAAAUUGCUCAGUACAGAGCAGGGAUCGUCCCUGUCUCCUUCAGAAGAGUUCCGUGUAUGAAGAAAGGAGGAGUUAGGUUCACCAUUAAUGGUCACUCAUAUUUCAACUUGGUUUUGAUCACCAACGUGGGAGGAGCAGGGGAUGUUCAUGCAGUCUCAAUCAAAGGGUCCAGAACUGGCUGGCAAUCCAUGUCCAGGAACUGGGGUCAGAACUGGCAGAGCAGCUCCUACCUCAAUGGCCAAGCCCUCUCUUUCCAAGUCACCAGCAGUGAUGGUAGGACCCUCACAAGCUACAACGUGGCACCUCCCAAUUGGCAGUUCGGCCAGACCUUCCAAGGUGGUCAGUUUUAAUGUACUGACCAAAUCCUAUUAUUUCAAGUAUUAUUUUGGUAGGAUAAUGAGUUGUAAAAGUGUUAGAAGGAUUGAUU